Trichoplax adhaerens is the source of this 555-nucleotide messenger RNA. RefSeq lists its product as uncharacterized. Lineage: Eukaryota; Metazoa; Placozoa; Uniplacotomia; Trichoplacea; Trichoplacidae. The record is from RefSeq and is a predicted model, not a curated record. The transcript is spliced from 8 exons. The coding region runs from base 1 to 555 and encodes 184 amino acids. Gene Ontology annotation, cellular component: nucleus.
AUGGCAACUAUAACGGUGGCUAAAGUCGGUAGUAAAAGAAAGGCAGCGAGUUCUGGUGGUAGCAAAACCCUCAAAAAUUCGCUAGGUAAAAAAUCAAGCGUAACGGCUAACAAGAAUAGUCAUAUCACGCGAUGGCUCUUGAAAUCUGAACCUGAUAGUAGAUUUGAAAAUGGAGUUGAUAUGAAGUUUAGUUUCGAUGAUUUAAAAAGUUCGCCUGAUCAAAUAACGCAAUGGGAUGGUGUGCGAAAUUUUCAGGCGCGUAAUUUAAUGAGGGAUUGUAUGAAAGUAGGUCACUUGGGCUUCUUUUAUCAUAGUAAUUGCAAGAAUCCUGGAAUUGCUGGAAUAGUCAAGGUAGAUGUGAAGUAUGUUCGAGACCUUAAGCGAUUUAUUUCUCUAUCUGAGUUAAAAUCUUACCAUGAGAAACACAAGACUAAUGAUGGCCCGUUAAAAAAUAUGAGGUUAUUUACAAAUAGGCGAUUAUCUGUACAGCCUGUUACUGACGAGGAAUACGAAUUUAUUUUAAGCAUUGAGGACCAAGAACCAAAGAAGAAAUAA